Molecule: messenger RNA, 677 nt
Organism: Didymodactylos carnosus
Lineage: Eukaryota; Metazoa; Rotifera; Eurotatoria; Philodinida; Philodinidae
Source: the annotation of a GenBank genome assembly
AUGGCACAAGAGCGAAUAUAUUUAGAUGAACAUAUUCGAUUUAUAAGUCAUGAUUCUACCAAAUCAGGUGAAAAGCACAAUAUUUUGGCCAUUUAUAAUGUACCAAUAUGUUUCAAAUUAAUCGCGAAUCAACAAACGAUAUCACUUCGACAAUUAAAACUAGCAUUAUUAUGUCUUAUUCGAAAACAUAUAAUAUUGCGUACAUCACUGAAUUAUGAUGCAGCAAAAGAUUGUUUAACGCAAACGAUAAAACCGAUGCUGAACGGCGACGAUAACGAUCAGUAUUAUUCGUUUCAGUUAACUAAAAUAUCAUCGAAACAUGAGUUAGAACAAAUCCUGUACGAUGAAGAAACAAAUCCAAAUUAUUUUAAAUUAGAGCUGGGCAUUGUAUUUCGUUGUCAUCUCGUUCGAUAUCAUGAUGAUAAUGAUUUAUUACAUGAAAAUGAUUUGAUUAUUUUUAAUUUUCAUCAUAUUGCAUGUGAUGGUAGUUCAACUGAAAUAUUUUUCAAUGAUUUACAUUUAGCCUAUUGUAACAAAUUGGCAGAUGUUAGUAGCAUCGAUAAUUCAUUACAAUAUAUUGAUUAUAGUAUACAUGAACGACAAAUGGAUAUGCAAGACGCUAAACAUUAUUGGAAACAAUUAUUAGACGGUUACUCUAUUGAUAAACAAUUGGCAUU